GCGAAGCAUCACUCUUCGCUCCGCCGUUGAGGCCGACGCUCAGCUUCACCGUCUUCUCUCCGAGAUCUCCCUCCCUUUCCCUCUCUCUCUCUCUCUCCCUCUGUGGAAACCCUAGUAGAGCACGGAUGGCGAGAUCGCCGCAGCGACACCACUUCGUCGUCGUCGUCUUCCUCUCCCUCUGCGUCCUCCUCCUCUACUGCCACUCCAACACCUCCCUUUCCGCCUCCAUCUCUGCCUCCCAGAACCCUAACCCGGACCCCCGUUUCCUCCCCAAUUCCCGUCCGGAAACCCGAGCGCCGACCCCUGGUUUCACUCUCCUCAUCAAGGUCCUCGCCUUCAACCGCCUCGACUCCAUCUCCCGCUGCCUCCGCUCCCUCGCCGCCGCCGACUACGUCUCCGACACCGUCCACCUCCACGUCUACAUCGACCACUUCGAUAACAGAUCGGGCGACGUGGAAUCGAGCUUGGGUGCUUCGCGUAAGAUUCUGGAUUUUGUCGAUGGUUUCAAGUGGGAGUUCGGCGACAAGCUGGUGCACUAUCGGACGGGUAACGCGGGGCUGCAGGCGCAGUGGUUGGAGGCGUGGUGGCCGAGCUCCGACGACGAGUUCGCCUUCAUUGUCGAGGAUGAUCUGGAGGUCUCGCCGCUUUUCUACAAGUUCGUUAAGUCCGUGAUAUGGAACUAUUACUACAAUGCUUCGAAUUUUAGUCCGAUGAUAUACGGAGUGACGCUUCAGCGACCAAGGUUUGUCCCAGGUAAGCAUGGGAACAAACUGCAGGUUGAUGGCAGAACUCGAGUUUUCCUGUAUCAGUUAGUCGGGACUUGGGGUCAGAUUCUCUUUCCAAAGCAUUGGAAGGAGUUUAGGAGGUGGUAUGACUAUCACAAGGCGAAGGGCAUCAAGCCAAUUCUUGAGGGAAUGGUGACAACGGGAUGGUACAGAAGGCUGGGAGAGAAAAUAUGGACUCCAUGGUUCAUAAAAUUCAUUCAUGAUCGUGGAUAUUUCAACUUUUAUACCAACUUUUUACAAGAAAGGGCACUUAGCAUCUCUCAUAGAGAUACUGGUGUCAACUAUGGUAAAACAGCUGGGCCAGAUUCUCAUCUUCUGAAUGAAGCUCCUCAUGAUUUCAGUCUUCUUGAGAUGCAGCCCUUGAGUAAUCUGAAGUGGUAUGAUUUUUGUUUUAGAGAGGUGCUUCCUGGUAGGGUCGUUAGGAAUUUCAAUGACCUUGGUGUUGUUCUUGACACUGUGCAAAUAAAUGAGACUAUAGUGCUUGUGAGCCUCUUUGGGUUUCAAGAGAUCAUCAUCAGGAACAUGCUCUGCCACUUUGAGAGGCUGAAUAUUCGUAACUACAUACUUAUGGGCCUUAUGUCAGAUUUGCUGUUUGAUCUUGCUAGAAGGGGACAUCCUGUUAUUGCUGCAGACCAGUUUCUGGAUAGUGUGGGGGCUAAUGAACUGAAGGGACCUGUGAAUUCCUCUCCAGAGUUGAUCAAGAAUGUUAUGACGAGUACAUAUGCGAUUAAGAAAUGUUUAGAACUUAGAUACAAUGCUUGGGUGGUGGAUGCAAACAUGCUCUUUCCUAACGGAGGCAUGUUUCAGGCCUUGACCGACUCCACCUUUGACUUAUAUGUUUGGAAGAGCUUGGGUGUGAUUUUUGUUCAGAGAUCCUCUGCUGUCAGGAAACUAUGGCUCAAUAAUUUUGUGCAUGCAGUUGAAGCAGGAGAUUCUUUGUGGGAUAAGCUUUCAAUAGCACGGGAAAACGGCAAUUUUGCAGACAUAGCAGCAAGUUUUCUAGAAUCCAAGAGGGUGAGGGUCAAGAGGAUUGACGAUAGAAGCCUCGGGGUUGACAUUGGCAGAAGCAUUGUCGACCAGGCUUCUCCUGGAUUAGAAAACAAGGUACUGUACUGGUCUGCUGAUACUGCUCCGGAUGUAAUUCGGAAGCGACUUGAAGAGUUGAAAAUGUGGACCCUAGAUGGUGAUGACUCUUGUUCGGCAGUGGUUUGUCAUCAAUCAUAGCAUUGGUUCGGUUUUCCCAAUUUCGGCGAUUUGGCUAAUUUUAACACUAAUUCUUUUGUACAAACGCCAUUAUAUUGACCAAUUUUUCACGGUUGCUGGGAAUGCCUAUGGCAGAAAUAUUGUUGGAUUUUUCGGGUGACAGCCAGUCAACAUGAGUGAUGGUUGGGGUCGGACUCAGCUGAGUUCGCGCAAAUGAGGAGUCAUGUUCUCUA
Messenger RNA from Rhodamnia argentea, 2221 nucleotides. RefSeq lists its product as uncharacterized. The record is from RefSeq and is a predicted model, not a curated record. NCBI's taxonomy places the organism in Eukaryota, Viridiplantae, Streptophyta, Magnoliopsida, Myrtales, Myrtaceae. The coding region runs from base 126 to 2009 and encodes 627 amino acids. The transcript has 3 exons.